This is a messenger RNA of Thalassophryne amazonica, 1582 nucleotides long. RefSeq names its product tubulin alpha-1B chain-like. Gene Ontology annotation, biological process: mitotic cell cycle; microtubule cytoskeleton organization. NCBI's taxonomy places the organism in Eukaryota, Metazoa, Chordata, Actinopteri, Batrachoidiformes, Batrachoididae. Gene Ontology annotation, molecular function: GTP binding; structural constituent of cytoskeleton. Gene Ontology annotation, cellular component: cytoplasm; microtubule. The record is from RefSeq and is a predicted model, not a curated record. The transcript is spliced from 4 exons. The coding region runs from base 147 to 1502 and encodes 451 amino acids.
GCAUCCAUAAAUGCUGACGCCGCCUUCUUAAAAAGUGGCCGUCCGUCGGGGUGCUAUUGUUGUCUCUACGUCGGCAUCAUCACUGCUGGUUUUGGAGACUCUGUUCCGAAAACCUUCAACAGCAAAGAUAAUUUGGAUAAACUAAAAUGCGUGAGUGUAUCUCCAUCCACGUUGGUCAGGCUGGUGUCCAGAUUGGCAAUGCCUGCUGGGAGCUUUACUGCCUGGAACAUGGGAUCCAGCCUGAUGGGCAGAUGCCCAGUGACAAGACCAUUGGAGGAGGAGAUGAUUCUUUCAAUACCUUCUUCAGUGAGACAGGAGCUGGAAAACAUGUCCCCAGGGCUGUCUUUGUGGACCUGGAGCCCACUGUCAUUGAUGAGGUGCGUACUGGGACCUACCGCCAGCUCUUCCACCCAGAGCAGCUCAUCACUGGCAAGGAAGAUGCUGCCAACAACUAUGCCCGUGGGCACUACACAAUUGGCAAAGAGAUCAUUGACCUGGUGCUGGACAGGAUCCGCAAGCUGGCUGACCAGUGCACCGGUCUUCAGGGCUUCCUGGUUUUCCACAGCUUUGGUGGUGGCACAGGCUCUGGUUUCACCUCCUUGUUGAUGGAGCGUCUGUCUGUAGACUACGGCAAGAAAUCCAAGUUGGAGUUUUCAAUCUACCCAGCCCCUCAGGUUUCCACUGCUGUGGUGGAGCCCUACAACUCCAUCCUGACCACCCACACCACCUUAGAGCACUCAGACUGUGCCUUCAUGGUCGAUAAUGAGGCCAUCUAUGAUAUCUGCCGUAGGAACCUUGAUAUUGAGCGUCCUACGUACACCAACCUGAACAGGUUGAUCAGUCAAAUUGUUUCUUCCAUCACUGCCUCCCUUCGAUUCGAUGGUGCCCUCAAUGUUGAUCUGACGGAGUUCCAGACCAACUUGGUACCGUAUCCCCGUAUUCAUUUUCCUCUGGCCACCUAUGCCCCUGUCAUCUCUGCUGAGAAGGCUUACCAUGAGCAGCUCUCAGUGGCUGAAAUCACCAAUGCUUGCUUUGAACCAGCAAAUCAGAUGGUGAAAUGUGACCCUCGUCACGGCAAGUAUAUGGCCUGUUGCCUCUUGUACCGUGGCGAUGUGGUACCCAAAGAUGUAAAUGCUGCCAUUGCGGCCAUCAAGACCAAGCGCACCAUCCAGUUUGUGGACUGGUGCCCCACUGGUUUCAAAGUUGGCAUAAACUACCAGCCUCCCACCGUAGUUCCUGGUGGAGACCUGGCCAAGGUCCAGAGGGCCGUGUGCAUGCUGAGCAACACCACUGCUAUUGCAGAGGCCUGGGCCCGUCUGGACCACAAGUUUGACCUGAUGUAUGCAAAGCGUGCCUUUGUUCACUGGUAUGUUGGUGAAGGUAUGGAGGAGGGCGAGUUCUCUGAGGCCAGAGAGGACAUGGCUGCUCUGGAGAAGGAUUACGAAGAGGUUGGAGUUGACUCUCUUGAGGGUGAAGGAGAGGAGGAAGGGGAGGAGUAUUAGUGUGAAAAAAUUGUAGUUCAAUGUUCUGAUAAGAUGUUUAACUUUAAUCAUUUGCUCUUCUAAAUAACCUGAUGGAAGGA